Messenger RNA from Olea europaea var. sylvestris, 810 nucleotides. Its product is annotated as probable xyloglucan endotransglucosylase/hydrolase protein 23. Gene Ontology annotation, cellular component: apoplast; cell wall. Gene Ontology annotation, molecular function: xyloglucan:xyloglucosyl transferase activity; hydrolase activity, hydrolyzing O-glycosyl compounds. NCBI's taxonomy places the organism in Eukaryota, Viridiplantae, Streptophyta, Magnoliopsida, Lamiales, Oleaceae. The transcript is spliced from 2 exons. Gene Ontology annotation, biological process: glucan metabolic process. The record is from RefSeq and is a predicted model, not a curated record. The coding region runs from base 29 to 622 and encodes 197 amino acids.
UAAGGUCUAAUGCUGUUAAUAUAUAUUGAUGCAGUUGUCUUCAAUUGGAUCGAGUCACGACGAAAUUGACUUUGAGUUUCUUGGUAACCUAAGCGGGGAUCCUUAUAUUCUUCAUACUAAUGUGUUCACAGAAGGAAAGGGUAACAGAGAGGAACAGUUUUAUCUCUGGUUCGAUCCCACCAAGGACUUCCACACCUACUCUGUUCUGUGGAACCCUAUAAGCAUCAUAUUUUCUGUAGAUGGAACUCCCAUUAGGCAAUUCAAGAAUUUGGAAUCUAAAGGGGUCCCCUAUCCAAAGAGCCAACCAAUGUGGAUUUUCUCAAGCCUAUGGGAUGCUGAUGAUUGGGCCACAAGAGGGGGACUCGUAAAAACUGAUUGGAGUCAAGCACCUUUUACAGCUUCUUACAAAAAUUUUAAUGCUCAGGCUUGCACAAUCUCUCAAGGUUCUUCUUCUGAUGCAUGCUCCAAAAAUUCUUCUGGACAUUCCUGGUUAACAGAAUCAUUGGACAGCAGUGGCCAAGAAAGAAUUAAGUGGGUACAGAAGAAUUACAUGAUAUACAGUUAUUGUACUGAUAACAAGCGUUUUCCUCAAGGAUUUCCUCCAGAGUGCACAAUCCCAUGAACCAAAAAUGGAGACCCCACUUCAUAAUUUGGUCAUCUUUUUCCUAGUUUCUUGGGUGUUUUUCCCUUUAUCAUGCAAUACUAUACAACGUAUGUACACAGUACACUUUGUUCAUUUUUUGUGUUAUUUUUAGUAAUGAAAAUUUUAUGGUAAGAAAUUGUAACAAUACAAAAGUUUUGUGUUUUAUA